This is a messenger RNA of Gallus gallus (chicken), 1281 nucleotides long. RefSeq names its product sulfotransferase family cytosolic 2B member 1-like. The transcript is spliced from 6 exons. NCBI's taxonomy places the organism in Eukaryota, Metazoa, Chordata, Aves, Galliformes, Phasianidae. Gene Ontology annotation, biological process: sulfation. The coding region runs from base 16 to 1125 and encodes 369 amino acids. Gene Ontology annotation, molecular function: sulfotransferase activity. Gene Ontology annotation, cellular component: cytoplasm. The record is from RefSeq and is a predicted model, not a curated record.
GGUCGCGCUCCCCUCAUGCUGGCCCCGCGCAGCUGCCCUCGGUCCCCUGCCAGGAAUGUGUCGGGGGGGGCCCCACCCCACGCCCUCUGCCUGCCUCUCGGCUUCCUCUUCUGCAGCUAUUUAACCGCCGUCCCAUCGCGUCCGGCACGGCUGGGCCAUGGAGCGCCUGGAGGUAACGGAGACCUUUGCCGGCAUCGCGCUGCCCGGGCACCUCCACACCGCAGAGUCUCUGCAGUUCGCCACCAACUUCCCCUUCCGCGACACCGAUGUGGUCAUCGUCACCUACCCCAAGUCGGUGUCACGCCAUGUUGCACCAAGCUGUGCCGUGCCAUGCCAUGCCGUGCCGUGCCGCGGUGCCCCGUGCAGGGUGGGGGUGCCCUGACGGCAACCUCCCCAGGCACCACGUGGAUGCAGGAGAUCCUGACGCUGCUGUACAGCCGUGGGGACACGCAGCCGGCCAAGACCAUCCCCAACUGGGAGCGGGCGCCCUGGCUGGAGCAGAUCCACUUCCGCAGCUCGCUGCGGGACACGGCCACGCACCGCCUCAUCACCAGCCACCUGCCCGCCCGCGUGCUGGGCCCCCGGCUGCAGGGCAGCAAGGCCAAGGUGAUCUAUGUGGCCAGGAACCCCAAGGAUGUGGUGGUCUCCUAUUACCACUUCCACCACCUGGCCAAGUUCCUGCCUGACCCCGUUUCCUUCGACGCCUUCCUCCAGCAGUUCCUCGAGGGCAAAGUGCACUAUGGCUCCUGGUUUGAGCACAUCAAGGGCUGGCUGGGCCAGCAGCAGCUCCUCGACAUCAUCUACGUCACCUAUGAGGAGCUGCACCAGGACCUGCGCGGCACAGCGCAGCGGCUCUGCUCAUUCCUGGGCAUUACGCCGGAGCCGGGGACGCUGCUGACGCUGGAGCAGCACUGCAGCUUCGCAGCCAUGCGGGACAACGCCAUGGCCAACUACACCCUGAUCCCCUGCGAGAUCAUGGACCACAGCCAGGGCCGCUUCAUGCGCAAAGGCGUGGUGGGUGAUUGGCGCUCCCACUUCUCACCGCCACAAAACGCCCUCUUCGACCGCGUGUACCGCGAGGAGAUGUGUGACACCGAGCUGAGCGCCCACUGGGCCAUGGUGUGAGGACGGGCAGCAUCGUACCGGGGCGGUUCCUGGCUGAGCGCCACCGCCAUCCCCGGGGCCGCCAUCCCCCGGUGGCCGUGACCCCCCGACCCCUCACUUCCUGCAGCGCGGUGGGGAGCGCGGCCCCGCUUGGGAAAGAAUAAAUAUUUAUUGCCA